Yarrowia lipolytica CLIB122 is the source of this 1008-nucleotide messenger RNA. RefSeq lists its product as uncharacterized. Lineage: Eukaryota; Fungi; Ascomycota; Dipodascomycetes; Dipodascales. The record is from RefSeq and is a predicted model, not a curated record.
AUGCCAACAACGCUCAACGACCUCCCCGUUGAGAUUGUCCGCAUAUUAGCCCAGCACAUUCCCUCGACCGUCCUGCGAGGUGUCAACAAGCGGCUGUUCCUCUUUGUGGACGUUGUGUAUGAGGAGUUGUCGCGUGCCCGAUAUGCGCAAUUAGGCGAAAUUGCAUCUUCUCCCGCCAUUCGAAGCUACCACAAUCACAUUUGCAACAAGAACCAUGAGGACGAGACGAGGAUAUGGACCCCUGAGACUGCUGAGGCGUUUCCGGAAGGCUCCUGGUUCUUCAUCUACCAUUUCAUGCUGAGAGACGUGCGCUACUUUGACUCGCAGACGAUACAACGCAGCAGUGAGCUGGAGCGGGAAAAAUGUGACUAUUAUGACGAGCUGUCGGACUUUCCAGCUGCUGGCACCUGGAAGUACUUCCACAAGCCCAACGGCUGCCCGGGACUGUUUGCGGCCAACGUGCACUGGAUAGAAAUCAGAUACGAAGCUUACCUGGCGUCUGGCGUGUACGACGUGUUUCUGAAUCUGCGAACAACGGAUUUCCAGUCGCUGCAGCCGCUGUGCUAUCUGGCAAUCGAGGUAACGCCUCCCCAGGAUGCCAUGGUACGCAGACCGCCGAUGAGCGACCUGUCAAGUCUGGGUAAUAUGCUUCCGGAAAAGGCACACAAUAACCAAAACCUGAUACUGAACCUAGGGAGGGUUUCUGUGCCAGAAAGCGAGGACAAAAAAUGGAACCGACUGUGCGUGGGCAUCACGGAUUUGUCUAACUCUAUCAAGAGACGGCUCAUAUUCAACUGUCUGCAGUUCAGAGCCGUGUUGGAUUCGCAGCAACAGCGUGCUGUUACACCCAGCGAGUAUAUUGAGGAGACAGACGACAGCCACACAUGGUGGAGCGUGGAUCGCACCACCGUUGAGGAAGAAGGACUCAUGUGGGGGGCCUAUGAGGAACUCAACAAGUUGAAGCAUGACCACUAUGUGGUUUCCAAUACUCCGGUAGAGUCAACUUAA